AUGCCCGCGAAGACGAAGGGAGGGGGCAGCAUGGUACGGAGCGGUGUCACGCGCGGGAUGUCCACCGGGGUGAACGCCGGCGGCGGCGGGGCGGGCAUCGGUCGCGGAGGCGGCGAUCCGACGCAUCGGUCGUCGUCCGACCUCGGCGGCCUCGCGCCUCCCUCGCGGCCCGUCGCGCCCGCCGCGAAGUCGGGCUCGAAGCGGUCCGACGCCGCCGCCGCGAACGCCGCGACGGCGACGGCGACGGCGACGGCGCGGGAGAAGACGAAGCGCGCGAAGACGUCGACGGCCGCGGAGACGCGCGGUCGCCCGCGGACCCUCGCGCCCGCGAAGCUCGGGAACGUCCUGAUGACCGCGGAGACGUACUGCGCGCUGCUGCUUCGACGCGGGUUCACGCCGCUCGUGUCGGGGGAGCGAUGCCCGCGCGUGGAGGGGAUAGCGGCGACGGCGACGGCGAAGGCGAAGGCGGCGACGGCGACGGCGACGGCGGCGACGGCGACGGCGGCGACGGGAGGAGGAGGGGCGAAGGAGAGAGACGGAUCUGAGGUGCGUUCUAUACACUGGUCCCCAUACGACCGCGUUGGCGAUGUGGACGCCGAUCCUUAA
Molecule: messenger RNA, 606 nt
Organism: Micromonas pusilla CCMP1545
Lineage: Eukaryota; Viridiplantae; Chlorophyta; Mamiellophyceae; Mamiellales; Mamiellaceae
Exons: 1
Coding region: 1-606 (201 amino acids)
Source: RefSeq, a predicted model, not a curated record